Molecule: messenger RNA, 845 nt
Organism: Lycium barbarum (goji berry)
Lineage: Eukaryota; Viridiplantae; Streptophyta; Magnoliopsida; Solanales; Solanaceae
Product: CEN-like protein 1
Exons: 4
Coding region: 95-622 (175 amino acids)
Biological process (GO): vegetative to reproductive phase transition of meristem; flower development
Source: RefSeq, a predicted model, not a curated record
UCCCACACUAUCAAAUCGUCCACAACAAUAUUUCUUCACACAACGACGUACAAUUUUUUUUUUUUUUAACCAAAAAAAAAAAAAAAAAAAAAGGAUGUCUUCUAGAGGGGCUUGUGAACCACUAGCAGCAGGGAGAGUGAUAGGAGAAGUAGUAGACAGUUUCAUUCCGAGUGUGAAAAUGAAAGUGAUAUACAAUGGGAGCAAGCAAGUCUCCAAUGGACAUGAGCUCAUGCCUACUGUUGUUGCUGCACAACCUCGUGUUGAGAUUGGUGGUGAAGACAUGAGAUCUGCUUAUACACUUAUCAUGACGGACCCGGAUGCUCCAAGUCCCAGUGAUCCGUACUUGAGGGAGCACCUCCACUGGAUUGUUACAGAUAUCCCUGGUACCACUGACGUCUCUUUUGGACGGGAAAUAGUGAGCUAUGAGACACCAAAGCCAGUAAUAGGGAUUCACCGCUAUGUAUUCAUAUUAUACAAACAAAGAGGAAGGCAAACAGUGAAAGCACCAGCAACAAGGGACCAAUUCAACACUCGGAGUUUUUCAGCAGAAAAUGGAUUGGAAUGCCCUGUUGCUGCUGUCUAUUUCAACGCCCAGAGAGAAACUGCCGCCAGAAGAAGAUGAAAUAAUUAAGCAUGUGAUUCAAAUAAGCUCUGCACUCUGCUUUGUGAAGACAUAGUAGGGACAAUAUACGGGCAAAAGUAUUAUUGCUACUACUACCACUACAAAACGUUGUGUACUUCCCCUCGCGGAUUGAUUCAAGAGAUUUAAGUGUCAUUGUCAACCAUAUUAUAAGUUCAUAACCGAUUAAAUAUGGUGUUACUCUAUGUUUAAUUUGUUUGUCGUA